GAUGCCAUCAUAGUCAAGGCCACCAAUUUGGAUAUAUUUCAUACUAAGAAGCGACCCUGAAAUGAAUAUUGUGGGAAAACUCAAUUUAAUGAUACCCUGGAGCAUAUUCUUGGUUCAUUCUCUGCUGUUCUCUUUGCAAGGAUCCUAUUGCGAGUUUUCUCUUUUGCGAAGAACACCAAGAAACCAGUUUAAUGCAACUCGACAGAAAAGAGAUCUCUUAGCAGCUGAGACUGGAGCAGAUUCUGCUGGGUCUCACCUUCAUGGGGACCUUACUCAGGGGCAAAGUCCAUCAGGAGUCUCUUGUCCUCAAGAAUGCCUUAAUGGAGCAGUUUGCACAGAGGCGGGUGUAUGUGAUUGUCAGAUGUUUCAGGCUCAUGGUGAAAGGUGCCAAAUUGUACCUAAUGACGGCAAGGAUCGAGAUGGAAUUUGCAAAUCGUGGGGACAGUAUCACUUUGAAACAUUUGAUGGCAUCUACUACUAUUUCCCAGGAAAUUGUUCCUACAUUUUUGCAAAAGAUUGCAGUGCUCCAGAACCUCAGUACACUGUAUGGGUUCAUAACAGCCCCCAGUGUGAUGGUUCGGUGUAUUCUUGUCUGCGGUCAAUCAGCUUAUAUUUUUCAAGCCAGGAUGAAAUAGUUGUUGUGGGACAUGAAGUAAGAAAAGAAGGAAUCAGAUUGACAUUGCCUCAGACAAUUGGAAAUGUUUUCAUUGAGAGGCUGGCCGACUAUAUUCUGGUGAAAACUACCUUUGGUUUUUCUCUUGCUUGGGACGGAAGCUCUGGUAUUUAUAUUAAACUGACAGAAGAACAUAAAGGGAAACCUUGUGGCCUGUGUGGAAAUUAUAAUGGCAAUAAAUCUGAUGAUCUGAUAAUACAAAAUAUAGGUGAAUAUACAGAAGACAUUGCUGUAUUUGCAAACAGUUGGUCUAUACAAACCCCAGAUGAUGCAAUUUGUGUGACUACUGCCUCAGAUUUUUCUAGUCCAUGUUCGACUGACACAGAGUCCUCCGAGGCCAUAUUCUUCAAAUGCCAAAUACUCCUACAGUUUCCUUUUCUCAGCUGUCAUGAAAGCGUAGACCCUUAUUCGUAUAUUUCCAGCUGCAUGAAUGACCUUUGCAGAGUGGAUGAUGAUGAAACUUACUGCCGAGCAGUGACAGAGUAUGCUAGAGCAUGCUCACAUGCAGGCUACCCGGUACGGGACUGGAGGGAGGAUUUUCCUGCCUGCUCUGAAAAGUGUGAAGACAGUUUUGUCCAUCGGGAUUGCAUUAGUUGUUGCCCCCCAACCUGCACAUUUGAAAAGGAUUGUCUUGGCAGCAACCUCCAUUGCUUAGAUGGCUGUUACUGUCCAGAUGGUCUCGUUAUGGACAAUGGAACUUGUAUCUCUGUGUCAAAUUGUCCUUGUAUUUAUCAUGGGAAAGCCUUCUCUGCCGGCUCAAAAAUUGAACAAGAAUGCAGUCAGUGUACUUGUACCAGUGGCAUUUGGAACUGUACUGAACACGACUGUCCAGCUGAGUGCACCAUCGUAGGUGACUCUCAUUUCACAACGUUUGAUGGUCGUCAUUAUACCUUUCUUGGGAUUUGUCAGUAUAUUCUGGUAAAAGGCACUGGGAAAGACAAAUUCACAAUCACUUUACAGAAAGCUCCAUGUGAUCAGAACCUCGACCAUGGCUGCAUCCAGUCUGUAACACUAGUGCUUGAAGAUGAUCUGAGUAAACAAGUGACUCUUACCAGGGAUGGUGAAGUCCAAACUGGCCCUAGCCAGGGUUUUAACUUUAAUGGAGACAUUGAAAUUUGGAACCUGUCUUCUUUGUUUGUGCAGCUGAAAACUAGAUUUGGAUUAAAGAUUCAAUUUGCUAAAGGUGGGGAGAGACUUUAUAUACAAGUCAAUACCAGCUGGAAAAGAAGAACACUAGGUCUAUGUGGAACUUUUAAUGGGAACUUAAGAGAUGAUUUUCUUUCUCCAGCAGGGAUGAUUGAAGGAACCCCUCAGCUUCAUGCCAAUGCAUGGAAGGUUUCCUCAGCUUGUUUUGCGCCUGUCAACAUUCCUGUGGUUGAUCCUUGCAACAUUAAUCAACAAAAUGUUGGCUAUGCAUCCCACUGUGAUAUCAUCAAUCAAGAACUUUUUGCUCCAUGUCACCCAUACAUCAGUCCAGGAUUAUACUACCAGCUGUGCCGUUUUGAUGCCUGUAAAUGUGGAAGCAGCUGUUUGUGUAAUGCACUUGCACACUAUGCCUAUAUCUGUAGCAAGCAUGGAAUUGCUAUUGAUUUCAGAUCUCAAGUUUCAUACUGUGCUCUAGUGUGCCGAAGUGGUAUGCUGUACCAUCGGUGCUCUUCUUUUUGCGAACACUCCUGUUCUUCCCUUUCUGCCCCGCAUGUGUGUAAUGACGACUGUGCUGAAGGAUGCAAUUGUCCUGAUGGCAAAUACUUUGAAGAAUCAAUCAACUUUUGUGUGCCAAUAUCUAGCUGUCGUUGCUAUUACAAAGGCAGAACUUUCCAGCCUGCGGAAAUCCUGCCCACACAGUCAGGCUCUUGCCAGUGUUUGAAUGGAACAAUGAAAUGCACUGAAACUGCUACAACUGCAGUUCACACAUGCCCUGAAGGAAAAAUCUACUAUGACUGCAGAUAUCCGGUGCCUGGCUUACCAGCAGCUGGUGUGAACUGUGAGAUCUCCUGUGCAAACCUUGCCAUGAACUUCACCUGUGUGCCAUCACCACCAUGUGCAAGUGGUUGUAUCUGCCCCCCAGGGAUGGCAGAGCAUAAAGGGAAAUGUUAUGUUCCUGAUAGUUGUCCAUGUACCUGGAAAGAUUGGGAGUAUCUGUCCGGAGAAGUGAUAGCUACACCUUGCUAUACCUGUGUUUGCCGACGAGGGAUAUUCACAUGCACCAGUUAUCCUUGUCCUGCUGUGUGUACAGUUUACGGGGAUCGACAUUAUUAUACUUUUGAUGGGUUGGAAUAUGAUUACGUCAGUGACUGCCAAGCUUAUUUAGUGAAGAGUACAGACAACUCAAAUGUAUCUGUAAUUGCCCAGAACAAGAAGUGCUUUGACAAUGACAUUGUUUGUUCUAAGAGUGUUUUGAUCUCUGUUGGAGAGACUGAGAUUUAUUUUAGUGAACCUUCUGACAAACAGAGAACCGCCAGGGGACAGGAAAAAAACCCAACAUAUCAGCUUUGGAAGGCUGGAUAUUAUACAGUGGUACACUUUCCAGAACAGGAAAUUACAGUCCUGUGGGACAAGAAGACAACGAUACAUGUCAAAGUUGGACCUCGGUGGAAGGGUAAAUUAGCAGGUUUGUGUGGAAAUUUUGAUAAAUAUACUUCAAAUGAUCUGACUACAUCAAACAACAUGGAAGUGAGAAAUGCUCAGGUUUUUGGAGAGAGCUGGGCAAUAGGACAGUGUAAAAGCCCAAAUGAAACCAUAAAGCCAUGUGAGGUGCAUCAGAGCAAGUUCCCCUAUGCCAAAAGGGAAUGCUCAAUUUUGUACAGUGAUGUUUUUGCCCCUUGUCGAAAUGUGAUUGAUGUGACUUCAUUUGUCAAAAAUUGCCAUACAGACACAUGUAAUUGUAAUCUUGGUGGGGACUGUGAGUGUUUGUGUACAAGCAUUGCAGCUUAUGCUUACAAAUGCUGUCAGCAGGGUGCAGCAAUUCAUUGGAGAUCUCCCUCUGUCUGUCCUUAUAAUUGUGAAUAUUACAACCAAGGCCUUGGAGAAGGACCAUAUAUUUUGGCAAGUUAUGGACAGAAUGAUACUGUUAUAGGAGCUAACAUUACCAGCAGAAAGCUAUUUCCUUUGCCUAGAAUCAGUACAUAUGAAAACGUGGGAUUUAGUUUUAUGAUAACUCCCGGCCUUUUCAAAGAUAAAGACUUAUCUCUGUCUCUUGUUUCCCUUGAGUCUGCUGAAAGACCAAACUAUUUCCUGUAUGUCCAUGACAAUGAAACUGUUACUUUGGAACAGUGGGCAGCAAGUUCUUCAUUUCGUAGAAGAGCUACAUUUUUCCACCACCAAGGCCUCUGGAUUCCAGAUUAUAGCGCGUUUGAACUUCACAACAAGAAAGGCUUUUUCAUUAUAUUGACAGCUUCUGGCAUUAAAGUGUCAAAGUAUGAUGAUUCAGAAGAAUUCAAACGUACAAGUAGCUUUAGCAUUGAAGAUCUCCAUGCAUCAGUGCCUUAUAGGAGGAUGUGUGAAUGGAGAUAUGAACCUUGUGCUAGCCCCUGUUUUAAAACAUGUAGUGAUCCUGAAGGAGUAGAAUGUAAAUUUCUUCCACCGGUUGAAGGAUGCUUACCAUAUUGUCCUAAAAAUAUGAUCCUUGAUGAGGUGACACUUAAAUGUGUUUAUCCAGAAGACUGCAUACCUGUGACACCUACAGAGCUGGCAGCUGGAACAAAAACCCAGAGGACAAGGCCCACUGCAUUAAUCUCUCCUACAAUUGUUACUACAGAGAGAUUUCCUCAGCUGCCCCCUAUAUUUGUUACUGCAGAAGCUGAAGUUGAGCCUAGUCAUACAAUUGUAACUACCAAAAUAACCACAAAGAUAGAUACAACUUUAAGAGGAGCAAACACUACAGCAGAAACUUUGUCAGACUUUCAUUCACUGGCAUCACCUCAUACAACUACUUAUUUAACUCAUUCAUUACCUGUUUCAAGUACACUGCAGUCUUCCAAAGUAACCCACAGCACAGCAAGCCUGUCUGUACUGCCCAAGCCCGUAUCUUCAACAGAUUUUCCAGCUACUCUUCAGACAGCAGCAGCGACAUUAAAAACAUCCCCUACUGUAAGUCCAACAGUGUUUAUAACCUCACCCAUUACUAUGGCAGUUCCAUCAACACCUUCUUUUACUCUGCUAACUGCAAGUCCUGUUCCUAGACAUUCUACAUUACCAAUGCCCACUUCCUUAGUGGUAACACCAUUUUCACUUGAAACAGGAACUGCAUCCUCUUCCACAGCAUUAGCAAGUUUAUCUCCUGGACCAGCCUUUGUCACUACUGAAGUACCUACAAGGAUCUGGGGAACCAGAAGACCUUCCACAAGCCAUUCACAACUGCCACAAACAUCCACAGAAUUUCCUUCAUCUGCUUCAUUAACUGGAAGAACAUCUUUUUCAAGUCCCACAUUCUUUACAAGCUCACAAUUAAUAUUAACUGCAUCUAUUUCACCACUAUCUACUAUGACUGAAAGAACCAGGUCUACUAUGGUUCAACCUAUAGUUCACCCAGCUUCUGUUUAUGCCCCAACUUCAACUGUUUUUCAAACUCCCAAGGCUACUUCUAGAUUUACUAGCUUUGAAACUAGUCCUCCUCAGUUAAUCACAGCUUCAUACUUGGUGCCAACUCCACCCACCUCCCAAACUACUUCAUCAUCUUUAAGAACAACCAGUUCUUUAACAAGAACUUCACUACCUACAUUUUUAUCUUCAAUGGACAUUUCAGUGACUCCCUCCAAACAUAUAGUUCAAUUAAGCACAGACACUGUUUCCAGUAUUCCACCUAUAAUGACUGAAACUUCAUCUCCAGUUGCUUCUCAAAUCCCUACAACCAUGAGAACAACGUGGUCUUCUUUGAGUCCCCUUGUAACACACACACUGUCUACAUUAAUGCCUCCUCCAAUUACAUCCCCCAAGCCCAAAGCAACGAGAGAUGUCACAGUUGUCUCAAAGAGUCUCUUCUUAGAACCUUCCACUACUUCAGUAUCUCUUCUAGCCACUCCUCAAAUCUCUGAGGUAUCUGUAACAAGUAUAAUCUCAACAGAAAGUAAAUAUGCACUACACACUGAUGCAUUUCCAAUAUCGACUAUUUCUAAAAGGUUGACUGCAUCCAUUAGUUCUACAGCCUUCCCUUUCAGUACACCUGUAUUUCCCAUAAAUGCCACAUUAGCUACUUAUCAAAUGGCAAGAACCACUUCAAAAAUAACAGAGUACCCUAUCAGUCCACAUUCAGAAUUCAAAACUGCCUCUGUGGUACGAAGUACUGACACUUCUCUAACUUCUAGAGAACUAUCAGGAGCUAUAUUGUCUUUUACUAGUCCAUCCACAUUACUUACAAUGUUGUUAUCAGCAAGACCAUCUGUUUCACAAGCCUCUGCCAUGACAUCCCAUACAACAAGUUCUUCAGUGAUUCCCACAGUAAACAGGACAUCUGCUUUGAUAUCAAAUGUAACUCUUACCCAAUCACCCAUUGUAUCCAUGGGUACACAAGAAACCUCAAAAAGCCCACAUACAGAACUGGCAACCUCUCCCUCGGGUAUUGCUACAUUAACUUUAGGCACAAACAUUUACAUAAGUCCUUCAGCAGUGCCUAAAACGUCAUUUGCACUACCACAUUUAUUAACUUCUAAAACUCCGAAAGUCACUUUGGAAAGCUAUUCCAGUAUAUUCACUACUACAUCUUCACCCUCUUCAGAGACCUCCCAUGUAUCUACUGUAUCAUUAGGAACAAAUAUAUCAUCAAGUCCUUCCACAGAAUAUGAAACAAGAACUUUUGUACCCACUGAAAUAGUCACUCACUCCACAGUGCCAUCGGCAGCACUGACCAUGAGCACAGCUUUGAGAACUACAUCCUUAGUGCCAACUUAUGUCACUAUGAAAACAUCAGUUAGUCCUUCAAUAACUUUAUUAGUUACUCCUGCCACCACCAUAGCCCCUAGUGUUACUGCAAAAACCACUGAAUCUUCUGUUACUCAUAUUGAGCUUUACACAGCCUCUAGUUCAGUGCCAAUUCCUGCUACCUCUAAAACACCUAUGUAUCCUUCACCUAAGACUUUACUGACAUCUGCACAUUCCCCAGUUUCACUGAGUACUAAAGAAAUGAUAAAAACUAUAGUCAUGAAAACAACCGGUGCCAUGACUGCAUUCUCGGAGCUGAAGAUUACACCUUCUGCAGCUUCAGAACUUAAAUAUGCAACCUCCAUUGGGAGAACUGCAGACACUAGAGAAAGUAGUCAGACUUCACAUGUACAAAGAAAUAUUACUAAGACAAAAUCUACAACUACUGAGAAAUCUUCACUGCUACACUCAACGUUCUCUUCUGUUCAGACUACUUCCUUGCCCAGUCAAAGCAGCAUAAGUUCAGGAAAAUCUGUCUCUAUUUCUGAAGUCACAGAUGUACCGCUAUCAGAUUGGUCCAGAAUUCCACCACAAAGAACAAUCAAACCUUACUAUAAUCUAACAGAACCAGAGCAAGUGGGGAUUGGAGAAUUGCAGAGCACCACUGUAACAGCUUCAUCUCAUUUCAGUUAUGCAAAGGUGCUGUCUUCUACUACAGAACCGGUGGAAACGCAAACUUCACUGACAGACACAGACAUGAUGAUGACAGUUACAGCUGACCAUGCUUCAUAUGGCACAAUGAUACAUACACUGAUGUCAUCUUCCUCAGAUUGUAUGCCAAGAUACAUUGAACCUGUAGACAGAUGUAGCCAGUAUGUAUGCAUUAAUAUGGGAUGGAUGUUGUAUAACGUUUCAAGGAACUGCCAUAAGAACGUGGAAAAACCUGACUGUGGUUUUCGAGGAAUGCCAGUUCAAGUUAACAGUGAUAGCUGUUGCCCAGAAUGGGAAUGUCCCUGUCAAUGUUCUGUACUGUCUGAACUGAGCAUUAUUACAUUUGAUGGAAAUAACAUAGCCCUCUAUAAUAUGGCUUCCUACAUUUUAGUCAAGCUCCCAGGAGAAAUAAUUGUUGCUCAUAUUGAAAAGUGUCCCACUAAUCGGAGUGCAAAUUCAAUAAGAAAACUAGUUUCACCUGGAGGCACCUCAGGGCUCUGUUUUAAGAAAUUAAAUGUAACAACACCUACAAAUAAAGUACUCAUCAACCGCUUGGCAAGAAAGGUAGUAGUGGAUUCUGUAAUUCAACCAUUACCUUUCUCAAAACAUGGACUAUGUAUUCAGGAUACUGGUGCCAUGUACGUCAUUAACACACCUGCUGGCAUUAGCAUUAAGUGGGCUCAUGUUACAGGCAUUAUAGAUAUACAAUAUGGCUUACAUUCUAACACAUCUACCAAGACAGAAGGACUUUGUGGUGUGUGUAAUGGAGACCCAAUUGAUGACCUCAAGAUGCAAAAUAGGACUAUAAUUACAAAUAUGGAAGAAAUUGAAGCAUUUAUUAAAAGUUGGGAAAUUGAGAAAUCAGUUGAUGUAACAACCAGGAGGCCAGUAAGAAAUUGUACUGAAGAUAACUGCACUUACUGUAUGGAGCUGUUAAACAGAAGAGUUUUUGUCCCAUGUCACAAAAAAGUUUCACCACAGGACUUUUGUGAGAAGAUGUGGAUCAACAAUACUUACUUUUGGAAUUAUGAAUGUGAUGCACUUUCUGCAUAUGUGGCUUUGUGCAACAAACAUAAUAUCUGCAUUAAGUGGAGGACACCGGAUUACUGUUCUCUGGGUUGUCCUGAUGGCAAGGAAUACCAACCUUGUGUGCAACCCUGUGCAGCCAAAACGUGCCUAAAUAAAUGGUUCUAUGAAGAAUCCCCAUGCUCCUAUUUAAGAGAAGACUGUGUGUGUAAAAAUGGAACUAUUCUUCAUAGAACAGACUCUGACCUCUGCAUACCUGAAGAAAAAUGUGCAUGUACAGAUAAUGAAGGACAGCCUCGUUCUGCUGGAGAAGUUUGGAAUGGGUCCAUUAAAGGAUGUUGUAUGUAUAACUGUUUGGAGAAUGGAAGUGUUAUUGCUAUAGAACCGGAAUGCAGUGAAGACCCACUGCCAGUCUGUGAGAGGGAAGGUGAAGUUAUCAUUAAUGUCAUUGAAGAGAGGGCUUGCUGUCCAAAGAAAGUUUGCGAAUGUAACAUGACUAUGUGUGAGGCUAUUAUUCCAACAUGCAAAAAUGGUGAAAAAUUGAUGGUAGGCUAUAGCACCCUUUCCUGCUGUCCACAAUACCAAUGUGAAUGUGAUCCCUUAGCAUGUCCCAAUGCUCCCCGUCCGGAGUGCAGAGAGGACCAAUUUAUUGUUGAAGCAAAACAGGAAGAUCCUUGUUGUUUCUCUUAUCUAUGUGUUUGUGAAUCUUGCAUUGAGCCUGUUCCUUUAUGUAAUGAGGGGGAAAUUCUCACAGUAGAUCUUAGCACCAUGCAUUCCUGUUGUCCUCGUUACCAUUGUGUUUGUGAUGAGAACCUUUGUUCAGUGCCUCUUCUGAACUGCACAGCUGACAUGCAACUUGUGAAAGAGAGAGUACCUGGACAGUGUUGUCCAGACUGGCACUGUGAAUGUAGCUGUGAAAAUUUUACUAUACCAACCUGUAAAGUGGGAGAAGUUCAAAAAAUAGACGACAGCAUUUAUAGUGCUUGUGGAUGCCUGCAGUACAUCUGUGAAAAGGAUGAUGUAUGUGUAUUCCAAGAAGUAACUGUGCUGAACCCUGGACAAUCUAUGAUUCAGUAUUUGGAUGAAAAUCUUUGUUACACAGUACAGUGUUUACAAGAAAAAGAUCACAGCACAGGAUAUCAUGCCAUGGAUUUUACAGUUGUGAACUGUUCCCAACAAUGUGAUGCUCAUCAAAUAUACAUUCCUUCUUCCAGUCAUCAUGUUUGUUGUGGAACCUGCCAAAAUGUGUCUUGUACUUUCUAUACUGAAAAUGGAACACUAUCUGUACAUGAAGAGGGAAGCACCUGGGUCUCCAAUUGCACCAAAUAUGAGUGUGCAAAGACUGCUGUAGGUGCUAUGAUACUGGGAUCUAGUGUUGUCUGCCCCCCUUUUAAUGAGACUGAAUGCACAAAGAAUGGAGGCACUGUACAGACUUAUAAUGAUGGCUGCUGCAAGACGUGUUCUGGAUUGGGUGUAUUACCCUUUGCCAUUAGCCCUGUAGUCUCUACUGAUAGUAUAAAUUGUGAACCAGGUAGAAAGGAAGAAAGGAUUUGCCAGAAAGUGACAGUCAGAACAACUAUAAGAAAAAGUGACUGUAUAAGUCAGAGGCCUAUAAAUGUGGCUUCCUGUGAAGGGAAAUGCCCCUCCGCUACAAUUUUUAAUGUCAAUAUCGAUAGCCAUUUAAGAUUCUGUAAAUGUUGUCGUGAAAAUGGAGUACAGAACCUGACUGUGCCACUAUACUGCUCAGGAAAUGGCACUGAAGUGAUGUAUGUCAUCCCAGAGCCUACAGACUGUUCAUGCCAGUGGAAUUGAACAUCUGAUGGAUUCCAUGUACCUGAUUUCACAGUGAGAAUUGAAGUUGGCUUCCUAUCAUUGAAUUAUAUUUUUUUGGCAUCGGACAGACUGAAUAAAUACUAUAUAGAAAAAUAUAUUUUAUCAGUAAUGUUUCAGCCAACUUUGUUUCUGAGCAAAUUUAGUAGAAAUUGCAUAAGAAAUAUUACAGUAAAAACAUUUUCAGACAUUAGCAAAUAUAUAAUUUCUUUUAUAUCAGAUUAUUAAUUUGACAAUUAUUUACUUCUAUCCAAUAUGCUGCUGAAAACUAAUUCAAUUUUUAAAAUUUAAACUUGAUUGAAUUGGGCCAACUGUAUCCAAAAGUUAAUUUUUGUGAAAACUUUUGCUUUUAUCUUAUUAGCAGUUCCGUUAGGCAUUACUCAGUGACUGAAAUCUGCUUAAACUUGAACCCACUGAGCAACAUGAUGAAUGUAGUCUUUUUAAUUUUGUACUUUGAAAAAACCUGUGGCCUAAAUCCUAGUAUAAUGUUACAUUCCUUAAAUCUAUGGCAUUUUGCUUUUUUAAUAUCAUAUAUACAUUUUAAAUAUUGUGAUUGGAUAGAAGGGGCUAAGUAUGGAGGGUGGUUCAGAUUUCUGUUAAACAGGUUUCUGUUAAAAAUAUGUAAAAACUCUGCCGUUUACUGUAGGCUUAUACUUUAAAUCAAUUUUUAACUUUUUACAACCAAUCAGAGGAGAAAUUGCUCUUUACUGUAUUAUUUUAUGAGGAUGCUGGAGUGAGAUUCUGAGAAGGUAUUCUGUUUUCAAAGUGGACCAGUGCACCUUCUGUUUUGGUUUUACCCUUUGUUUCAUGGGUUGAAAUGCUCAUGUUCAAUAUUUUUUAUUUAAACGAACUAAAUUUAAAGAUUGUUUUAAAGGAAUAUUAAGAUUGGGCACACUUGCUGAAUCUAAGUCUCAGAUCAUUUGGAGUCAAGAAGAAACAUGCUCCCAUUGAAAAGGAUAUAACAUUGAUUGUAAGGAGAAAAGUGAAAUUCAUAUAUAAAAUUAGUCUGUGGAUGCACAUGGUCCUGUAUAUCUGCUGCCAAAAGUGCUCUCCAUUUUCUUAACCAUCAACUAUUUAUUGUAAUUCUUAAGAAUUGAGAAUCUAGCUUUAUGCCCAUUUUCAGAAGUAUAGCUUACCCUAGAAACUCAUUGGUGAAUUCCUUGCCCGGUUGAAGUCAUUGGUAGUUAAGUCAUUAACUUCAGUGAGGUCAGGAGUUCACUCAUGUAUUAUUUUGAAACUAAAAUUCUUGGCUAAGAAUCUCAGAAUUUCUUGGGCAAGCAAUUCUCAUAGAUUCUUAAACUGUCAGAAUUUAAUAAAAUAAUAAAGAAGUUGGAUUAUUAUAUGGUUUUUAUAAUGAGAAAUCGUCACUAUAAAAAGGAAAAAUAAAUAUAUUUAAAAGUUAUGGCUGUUUUGUAUCAUUCAUCACUUCAUAUGCUGAAACCUAACUUUCCAUCUCCUGUGAACUAAAUUUGGCUGAUUAUGGAGAAAAAUAGUAUAUAAACUUAAAUCAGUCACAGUUAUUCAGGAGACACCUUCCUAUGGAUUCAAAGAAGGGACCAUUGUGAUCAUCUAGUCUGACCAUCUGUAUAACAAAGCUCAUAGAACUCCUCCAAAAUAAUUUCUAGACCUUAUCUUUUAGAAAAACAUCUGUUCUUGAUUUUAAAAUUGCCAGUGAUGGAGAAUCCACCACAUUGCUUUGUAUCUUGUUCCAAUGUAUUUCCAAACAAUUUGUCUAGCUUCACUUUCCAACCAUUGGAUCAUAUUAUACCUUCAUAUGCUAGAUAGAAGAAUCCAUUAUCAAAUAUUUGUUCCCCAUGUAUAAUAAAAAAAAUUUUGAGUUGGGUUAAUACUUUAAAAUAUUCCAUCAUAAAUAAGGCUACAAUUUUGUCAUUGGCAUUUUUAGUAAAAGUCAUGGACAGAUCAUGGGCAAUAAACAAAAAUUCACGGCCCCGUGACCUUUGCAUGACCUUUAUAUAAAUACCAUUGACUAAAUCUUAGCUGCCCAAGGGCGCCACAGUUCUGGGGGGCUCCAGGGGUGCUGCAGCUCUGGGGAGCCCCUGGAGCCAGCCCCACCAGCCGCUGCUCCAUCUGCCCCCAGGACCACUGCUCAGGCGGUCCCCAAGGCCCACCGCACCUGCCGCUGCUCGGACAGUCCCCAGGGCCCACCACACCUGCAGCUGCUCACGUGGUCCCUGGGACCAGCUGCCCAGGGCUGCCCAAGCAGCGGCUGAUGCGACUGUCCUCAGGGCCGCUCCAGCAACAGCCGGUGUGGGUGGCUGUGGGGCCACUCCAGCAGUGGCUGGUGCGGAUGUCCCUGCGGCCACCUGAGCAGUUGGCCCUGAGGUCAGCCACACUGGCCGCUGCAGAUGUGGAAGUCACAGAGGUCGCGGAAAGUCAUGGAAUCCAUGACUUCCGUGACAGACACGCAGCCUUUAUCAUAAAUAUUUAAUCAUUAUAAAGAAAUAAUAUUCAUCUAAUGGUCAUAAUGGAGUUGCUACUCUAGCAACAAUGAUAUAUCUUUGGAAUACUGCUUGUCUAUUUUAUUCUAUGUAGGGAAGGCAGAUAGCAUAAAUAGUCAGAAACAGGAACCGAUCACUUUAGCCAGUUGGGACAAUGAAUGUGGCAGCAACAUAUAAAAUAUUAUGGGUGAAAUCCUGACCCCAGUGAAUUCAAUGGUAAAAUGUAUGUUGACUUCAGUGGGGCCAGGUUUUCACCUAGAGUUUUAAUGAGUGUAUAGACCAGUGGUGGGCAACCUGCGGCCCGUCAGGGUAAUCCACUAGUGGGCUACGAGACAGUUGGUUUACAUUGACCGCCUGCAGGCAUGGCCGCCCGCAGCUUCCCGUGGCUGCAGUUUGCCGUUCCCAGCCAAUGGGAACUAUUAUGUACUGGGACCUAGAACCAAAAUGUGCCUGGCUAGUGCUGUAGGAGUUCAUGACCAUAAUUAUAACUAUAACUUACUUUCAUUUGUUAGCCUAUACUCAAAGUUUGUAUAACAGUGCAAUAUAUUGGAAGGACAAAUAUUCAAAAAAGAAAAUGUCUUCAAGAGCUUUUGGCAUAUAGAGAUAGGAAUCUUAUUUUUAUAUCUACAAGGAGUUGGGCCAAUACUUAUUAAUGUAUUUAGUGUUUGCCAAAUAAUGCCAUAAGUUUAAAUAUGAUACAAAAGAUUUAAUCAUGGAACACUUGAUGGGUUUUGAUUGAAAUGGUAAAUGAUAUAUUAUAUUUGUACCAAAAUGUUUUUUGUAACACCUAGCACUUAUUUGUAAUUAAAGAGAUAUCAAUAAACAUAAUUUUU
Molecule: messenger RNA, 13388 nt
Organism: Malaclemys terrapin pileata
Lineage: Eukaryota; Metazoa; Chordata; Testudines; Emydidae
Gene: OTOGL
Product: otogelin like
Exons: 58
Coding region: 62-10078 (3338 amino acids)
Biological process (GO): L-arabinose metabolic process
Cellular component (GO): extracellular matrix
Molecular function (GO): protein binding; alpha-L-arabinofuranosidase activity
Source: RefSeq, a predicted model, not a curated record